Messenger RNA from Folsomia candida, 2697 nucleotides. Its product is annotated as phosphatidylglycerophosphatase and protein-tyrosine phosphatase 1. Gene Ontology annotation, biological process: protein dephosphorylation. The transcript has 3 exons. The record is from RefSeq and is a predicted model, not a curated record. Gene Ontology annotation, molecular function: phosphatidylglycerophosphatase activity; protein tyrosine/serine/threonine phosphatase activity; phosphatidylinositol-4,5-bisphosphate 5-phosphatase activity. The coding region runs from base 1960 to 2613 and encodes 217 amino acids. Lineage: Eukaryota; Metazoa; Arthropoda; Collembola; Entomobryomorpha; Isotomidae.
CCUCGCAAAUGUCGCAAAUGUCGCAUCGCAACAAAGUUCGUAAAGGUUCGCAACGUUUUACGAGACUUACGAACAUUUUACAUGAAAAUGCACGUAAUUUUUCUUGCAAACCUUGCGAACCAAUUAGGCAUGUGUUAUCUCCGCAAAUCUUCGCAAAGUUAAGGAGAUCUACCGUAACUUAGGAUGCCUAUCUACAGACAACUUACAUUUUAGCCAAUUUAAUUCUUUAGAAAUUUAAUGCUCAUUAAAAUUUCUCCAAAAUAUCAGUUUUUCGGGAAUUUCUGAGCCAAUUCUUAUCACACAAAAUUGUAUAAUAUAUCAAAAUGAUCGUAUGGUCCAAACCGAUCGAUUGAUGUCCCUCUUGAUGAGUGUGACCACUCUACCAUGAGUUGCCAUUUGGUAUGAUGGGCCUUAACAACGCAUCCCAACCACCAAAAAUUACUGCUUUGUAUGAAACGAAAUACUUGAAUUGCGGAGCUUGCGAAAUGGAAAAAUUUGUCGCUCACGCCAAAAGUUAACAUAUUUGCGAACUUUGUUGCGAAGCGACAUUUACGAGCCUCGUGAGUUGGGUCAAUAUAUUUCCGAUCACAAAAUAUACCGAGAUUCAUUUUUUUUAUUAAUGCAGCACGACUUAUUACCUUGCAACUAAUUGCAAUUCUAUGUUAAAAAUAUCGAAGGAUAAAACUAUAUAUGUAUGUUACGUUUUAUCAUUUUAUUACGUUAAAACACGUGGAACAAUUUUCUAUCAGCUAAGCUGAAUUUCAGCUUGGCAGUGCUAAAAGUUGCACGUGGUAAUGUACCUAUUAGGUACAUUUGUUUAAUUGGUUUUAGGUACUACCUAAACACAAUUAAACAAAUUUACCGGUUAUAUAUUGAAAGACUUUUAUGUACCUUCCUUAUCUUUCCCUUCAUCCAGUAUAUUUUGUAUUUAAUGCAUUUUAUAUUGUAAUUUCUUUUGCAAUUCCUAUCUAUUGUAAAAAGGAAACUGUUCCAUAACUUGUUCCAAAUCAUUAGCGAAAAUAUUAUAAUUAAUCUUGGAAAGCAUCUUUACCUAAUUAUUUUUAAUUGUAUGGGCUCACCACACGUACAUAUAUAGAUACAUACCUAAGCCGAGCAUACAUACACAAAUACACGUAGCUAUUAAAAUAAAACAUACCCCGUGUCGAUAAUAACAUUCUGAUAAGAUCAGUUUUCAGUAGAAUGAAAAUUAAUUACGCUUUUAUUAACGUAGAGCAACAGCGCAAAGCUAAGAUCGUAUUUAGAGCAUUUAUUGUGUGCAUUACAUUUUUGUAUCAAUUCUGCAAGUAUUAAAAAUGUGGCUUUGUUAGGAUAAAUAUAAUAAAAGGCAAGCCUGGUGAAAAGUAAUAACUCCACGUGCCGGGAUUUGUCAACCUGUUCACAGGGUGUUGCAUAAAUUAUUAAAUCGGUAUUUUGGUAUGUACAUAAAUACAUAUCGUCGUACUAAUUCAGAAAAGAGGUAAGUGCAGUCGAUGCUCAAUGCAGAAAAGUGGUAAGUGCACACAUGUAUUCAGUUUAGGAUCGCAGUAUUUAUUAAACAUUAUACAUAACUAAAUACUUGUCUGCACUUACCUCUUUUUACUCGUUUUUUGUGUGCACUGAACUCUUUUCUGCAUGGAGCAUCGACUGCACUUACCUCUUUUCUGAAUUAGUACGACGAUAUGUAUAACAGAUUUGCACGCGUAUGCAUAAGUAUGACUAACUAUAAGUGAAUUAACUAUACAUAACUUCUUAUAAGUUUCAUUAUGAGAAGUGGUUCCAGUCUAUUCUUACUACUAAUGGGAAAGCUUGUAUAUAUAAUUUAGUAAUUUAUCGUAAACAGCAAAUUCGUCUUUCAUAAGUUUAUGUAAAUCGUUUCAACCUUAUUAAAACUUCAUGUAACAUUUGCGUUUACAACAAAAUUUGCUCAGCAGUAAUAUUUAGAAGUUUUUUUUACAAAUUAUGGGGAUUAGCGAGCUCGUCUUUAAUUUUUUCAACUACUGGUUUCGACUACCAGUAAAGGAGGGCAGGGUAGUUAAGAGAAGUAAUUGGCAAAUUUGGUUGAUCAGUGUGGGUGGUCGUCUCGCGUUUUAUGUCAGCUUGUUGCACAUCCUGGUUAAGGAUAAAACGUCCAGUAGAAAUUGGUUUGACCGAAUCGACUCCAAAGUAAUUUUGGGGGCAUUACCAUUUCGUGGGAUGGUGAAGGAUCUGCAGGAGCUGGAGAAUGUGACCGGAGUCGUUUCGCUAAAUCAGGAUUACGAGUUGUGGUUAUUUUCGCAUAAUAAAGAGGGAUGGAACAAAUUGGGGAUAAAAUUCCUCCAGUUGGCAACCCGAGACAAUUUUGAGGCACCUUCACAAACCAAUUUGAAGUCGGGGGUGGAUUUCCUCCUCAAAUGUUGGAAAGCAGAGGGAACAAUUUACGUGCAUUGUAAGGCAGGCAAGACGAGAAGUGCGACGCUGGUGGUUUGUUAUUUAAUAGAGAAAAAUAACUGGACGCCAACCAAAGCGAUUGAUCAUUUAAGGAAACGCAGAGUACAUAUUUUUCUAGGAGAUGUCCAACUUAAAGCGAUUGAUACUUAUUAUGAGAAUUAUGUCAAAGAAAACGUAAUGUAUUGACUGAAUCGUAAUAAUCAUACAUAUACAUAUAUGCCUAAUAAGUAAUAAGAUAUUAAAAUGUUGCCAAUUUAACAAUAUUAUUAA